Messenger RNA from Pangasianodon hypophthalmus (striped catfish), 4668 nucleotides. It is a transcript of the gene stum, whose product is annotated as stum, mechanosensory transduction mediator homolog. NCBI's taxonomy places the organism in Eukaryota, Metazoa, Chordata, Actinopteri, Siluriformes, Pangasiidae. The record is from RefSeq and is a predicted model, not a curated record. The transcript is spliced from 2 exons. Bases 158 to 526 code for a protein of 122 amino acids.
AAGAUUCGGUUCGUUGUCGUGCUGCACAUCACUAUCCGCUUUCUGCUCUUGUCUAGGCGACCUGAGAACGCGAAGUACAGCUAAGAACGUUUUCAUAUAGUUUUCUAUACAUACACACACACACACACAUAUAUAUAUAUAUAUAGUUUGUAGUAAAAUGGAGCAGAAGGAGACAGAGGUGAAUGAGAAAGGAGUUUCCUCCACAAGCGGAGUUGUUGUGCAAGUUCGGGAGAAGAAGGGAGCUCUGCGCGCGGCCAUCCCCUGCAUGCCCUUCCCUGUAGCUGUCAUCUGUCUGUUCCUCAACACCUUCAUCCCGGGCUUAGGUACAUUUAUCUCGGCCUUUACGGUGCUGUGCGGCGCCAGGACGGAUCUGCCGGACAGACACGUGUGCUGCGUGUUUUGGCUCAACAUCGCUGCUGCCUUCAUCCAGAUCAUCACUGCCGUGGUCAUGGUGGGCUGGAUCAUGAGCAUAUUCUGGGGCAUGGACAUGGUUAUCCUUGCAAGUGAGCAUCAUACUUGCUACUAGAAACACACUGUAGCUCAAACAGUGAGACGCUGCCUUAUGCUAGACCAGAUAUAGAUCUGUGUCUGUAGGUUAACAUGAACUUAAAAGUUUAGAUUUAAACUUUUCUGAUAUUACGUGCUCGAGGUUACGAUGGUUGGUAAGGAUCAAGAAGCAGUGGAACCAGUGUUUCCACUCUUCCAGAGCUACCUCAGUGGCCAGUAGUUCAAUGUUCUCCACAUUGUAGGUAAAUUCUGCUGUUUUGAGUUUUCUGGAGGAGAAGGCACAUGGAUUUAACUUGGGGAGGGAGAGGGGGUGUUAAUGGGUUGCGGUUCCCAUUGUGUUGUGAGAGGGUCAGUCCUGUGCCUCUCUCGGAGACUGCAGCGAACAGCAUGGAAGCACUGGUGAGUCAGUCCCUGUGUGUUUAGAAGGCCACUGAUCUGACUUCAGUCUUUUUUGCUUCCUCUUGAAUCCUGAUAAGACAGUUUUCAUACAGUCUCAUUACACACUUAGCCUUUAGCUGUUAUGGAAUCUCACUGCAUAUCCUGUAUCAGUCAAUAAAAUUUGUUUUACCUGCUGUUCAAUACUUUUUUAGUUGCACAUAUUCUAGAGUAAACGAAUGUUUAAGCCAUGGUUCAGAUCCACUUCUACACCGUAGAUUUGAAAGCAUCUCUGCCAUCUUAAUGUGCAGAUUUGUAGUCCUGUGACCAGUGAUAAUUGUUACUGUAUGACUGUAAAGAUCAGAUAGAAAUCACUGUCAUAACUGCUUUAUGUGAACAACUGAGAGAACAUUUUUCUAUUUUUUUUUCUAAAGUAAUUCCUUCAAACCCACUGUAACCAUUGCUCCUGUUGUCCUUCUGUUUUGCCAGUGUAGUAUUUGACUGCAUAUGUUUGAAAGUCAUUGCUAUAUUUGUAUGCUGUCAAAAAUUAACAGUUAUUUUCCGAUUUAUUUUCCAUGCUACCCUGCCUCAAUCAAAAGUCUCUGAAGGUAGGUUCACUGCAUGGCCUUUGUUCUACUUCCUUAAACACAACAGUUGGAUAAUAUUGCUUUAUAAAUUCCAUAUAAUAUCAAAAUAAGGCACUUGUUAAUUUAUGCUGCACUUACUUUCUUGUUAAAUGGUUCAGUUGGUGCUUUGAGGCAGGUCUGAUUACAGCUCAGCCUGGCCAGCCACUCAACCUACUUUAUCCACACAGACUGUUAGCCGUGUCGCUCUUGUUCUGUUUAUUUCAGACUGCUAGGUAAUGUGCCUCCCACCUCCUUCCAUCUGUCGGCUUUUUACCAGGCCAUUUGAGCUGACUUUUGUCUGCUGAGUGCCAGCUGAGUUAUGUCUAAGCAUUACGUAUUAUAAAAAGAUAAUAGCAAAGUUUCGUAGAGGCAUAUCAUCAUCAUUAUUAUCGUAUCAUUCAUAGGGUUUCAUAUCAUUACUCAUUUUUAAAUCUCAUUUUAAACAACGAGUUUGUACUUAUCGUGAAAUCCUGAAUAGUUAUAUAUUAAAGGUGUGCACCUAUCAGAGAGGGUUAUGUAGAAAUGGCACAAAAAUGGCAUUAGCUUAAAAUAAUGAGACAUAGCAGUGUGAGCCCUCUAGGUGGUCUUCUGAUGUGUCAAAUACAGCACUCAUCCAGGUGACCCUUAAAUCCUAGUCAGGAAUUGCUGCAAGUGGCAGGCCAUUGCAUUCUCUUCUGAUGGUGCAGCAGCAACACAGAUGUUACAAUGUUCAUGGCACAGCAAAACUAAACUGAUUUGAAACAGACCAUUAUGUAGUUUUCGACCUGCUGCACAGUUUGCUAGCGUACGUACUAGUCUGCUAGGCUUUUCUUAUAACUGUGAAUGUAUGUGAAGAUGAAAAGAUUCAGAAAAAUGGCUGUUAAACUUGGCAGCUUAAUGAACAAAUGGCUGUAACAAAGAGCUCUUGUAAAAGUAUGAAGUGCAGACGUUAGCUAAUUCAUUGUUUGGGUGGAAAAAUGUGCAAAACCUUUUUAUAGUAUCCUUCUGACUUCUAGACGUAUGAGUGUUAAUCAUUAUAAGCAUAACUUUUCAUUUGACUUUGUUAGACAACGUGAGCUUCCAAAAUUAGCAAUAUUUAGAAACUUGGGACGCCAGUGUUUGUAUCAGAGCCAACAAUCAUCAGUGGCUUGCCAAGUUCUGCUCGCUCGAAAUUUAUUGCAGUAGUAGUAGGUCAGAGAUCAAGGUCAAUACUGUGGUAUACUGUUGGUAUGCACACGAUCAUCUGCUCCAACCUUCACAUGAUGCACAAGAUCAUCUGCUCCAACCUGCAGUGUUUGGGUCUACACUGGUUUUUGUUAAUUGGAUUUAUUAAUUAAUUCUCAAAUCAAAAACUACUAAACUGCCACUAUUGGACCUUAAACCUGUAUUGCUCCAGAGGACUUCUGUAUACUGGUGUGAUGGUUCAACUUUCAUUCUAACUGGAAUAUGGAAUGAGAUAAUCAAAAAUCAAAAUAAAAAAAAUAGAGAAGUAAUCUCAAAAUGAGAAUCUCUCACUAUGAGCUGAUGUCUCUGGCCUGAAGGUCUUGUGCAAGCUACUCCAGCAUGUCUUCUGUUAUAUAUAGUAUAUGGUUUGUGUGCGUGAUCAUGUGAGAAUGUCUGCUGAGAAUGUCUGCUGGUCUUUUUUUUUUCUUUCUCAUAUGCAAAUGCCGUUUGUCCUUCUCCUCUCAGGCUACAAGGAGCAGACAGCCGCCCAGCAGCUAUGAGCUAUCCUCCUCUUUGGUCCAAAAGAAUAUGCUUCCCCACACCACACUACUUCUGGCCACAUUAGCCAGGAGCAUUGAGGUAGCCUCCACACAAAGAAGGGCUAACAGCCAAGCUAGUCAGAAUUCAAGGCUGAAAAUGUACAUGAUCCCUUAGUACAUAUAUAUAGUGCUCUGUGAUUACUAGCAGAUUCAUGCUAAUGUGCCAACUUUUAGUGUACCAAAAACUUUUUGUGUACCGUAAGUCCAACCCAGUCAGCGCUAUCUUCUCUUUAUCUUCUCUAUCUUCUUUAACCUUACAGUGUAUUUUAUUCAUGAAUUGUAGAGAUUUACAUAAAUAUCAUGUGAAGUGUAAUUAUUUAGACAGCAAUCCCAGAUGGCCCACAUAUCACCGUGGAGCGAUGGCAGUGAACCUAUCCAAUUCAAACAGCUGAAUGCUUAAGGAGCCCAUAUCUCAGGGAUGUUGGGCCACUUUUGGCCUAUAAUUGAAAUGCUGCAUAUGUUUGGUUGGUUGCAUUUGGACCAUUUUUGUGGCUGGUCACACAUGGGUUACUUUUGGCCCCCAGUAUCCCAGCCAUUGCCAGAACUGAUCCUUAUGUGCCUAAACUCAACCAUAUUUGACCUGGAAUCAUCUGCUCUCUGGGUUGUCUGUCAGUCUGGUUUUUAAUUUUUCAGUGAUGCAAGCUUUGAUCUUAGAUAAUGUUUUCAUAGUGAACUGCCCCUGUACACUAUAAAGAGCACUCAGUCCACUUGAUAAAAUGGUGCGUUUAGGUUGUGAUUUAUUUCAAUAACAGGGCAAGAGAGAAGAGGGCAAACUAUUAUUAUAUUUAACGGUGACAUUGAAAAAGGAUCAGCUUGAACAAAAUUGCUCUGAAUUACUUAACAGGGCCUUUUUAAAUUUAACAUUGAUAAAUGGCUGCAGCCUUAGUGACAUCUACAAUAAUAUUGUGCAGAGCAGGUUUUUUUCCCUAAAUAAAUUGUGUAUUUGUUGUGCAUAAUAGCACAAUAAUAUUCCCAUACUUUUCUCGCUUGUUUCAAUUUAAUCUCCUGAGAUUUUCAGAGAAAGAUUUACUGUUGUUUAAGUACUCCCAACCUUCCCAAUAUGUUCUUAUUAAAUAGGUGUGUCAGUGGAUACUGUAUGUGAUGUGUUUACCUAUUUUUAGGUUUUAAAUAAUGACUGCCAUUUGUGUACUGAAUCAUUUAAACAAAUGCAACAGUGAACAAAACUGCCUUUGUCACAUCAAGACAUCAAGACAACCAAUCCUUCAACAGAAUUAAAAUAAAUUAUAUUGAAUAAAAUAAAAUAUAAAUUGUGACAUUUCUGUAUUUUUUUUUAAAUAUGGCAAUGCUUUAUUGUGUUGUAACUAAUAAAUCUUUCCUAAAUCCAUUUGCUGUGUGGGUUUUUUCUUCUGGAUUAAUAUUACAGUGGGAUGAGUGUAGCUGUGCGGGAAUUAAAGCAG